Molecule: messenger RNA, 815 nt
Organism: Caenorhabditis elegans
Lineage: Eukaryota; Metazoa; Nematoda; Chromadorea; Rhabditida; Rhabditidae
Gene: comt-4
Product: O-methyltransferase
Exons: 4
Coding region: 14-697 (227 amino acids)
Molecular function (GO): O-methyltransferase activity
Source: RefSeq, marked reviewed
CAAAACUCCAAAAAUGUCUAUUGUUGCCAAGAGUUACGAGGAGAGCGCAGAUCCAGUGGUGGCUUAUUGCGCGGAGCACACCGCUGUCCAAACCCCUCUCCAGGCAGAGCUCCAAAAGGAGACGCUCACCAACGCUCCACACUCUGGAAUGCUAGGAGCUCCUGAAGUUCUUACAUUUGGAGAGAACUUUAUAAAAUUCUUAGGUGCAAAGCGUGUACUUGAUGUUGGAACAUUCACCGGAGCAUCUGCUUUAGCCUGGGCUCUCGCUGUCCCGGAUGAUGGAGAAGUUUUCACUUUUGACAUCGACCAUGCCAAUUAUCGCAAGUUCGGAGUUCCAAUCCUAUCAAAAUGCGAGAAAACUUUCAAGAAGAUCAAGCCAGUGGAAGGCCCAGGGGUUGAGAGUCUAGACAAACUAAUCGCCGACGGACAAUCCGGAACCUUUGAUUUUGCAUUCAUCGAUGCUGAUAAGGCGAAUUAUAGUAACUACUAUGAGAAAUGUGUUUCCCUACUCCGCAAGGGAGGUGUCAUUUUUGUGGAUAAUAGUCUCUGGGACGGAGCAGUUUGCGAUCCUGCCAAGAGAACCGAUCCACGUACCGCUGCGAUUCACGAGAUGAACGACAAGAUCUAUCAAGACGAUCGUACCUACUCGGCGCUUCUCAAUCUUGGCGAUGGAAUCCACAUGGCUUUUAAGAAGUGAAUGGAUAUUUAAAUGAGAAUUUUAUUUUAUUGUCAAUGAUGGAAAAGUUGAGAAAAUGUUAAAUUGUGAACGAAUUUGUUUUCAAAAUAUUAAAAUAUAAAAUGUGCAUUUUUCAAUA